UUAUCCCAGAAUAGCACAUUUUAGGUUUGACUCCUUUCUUCUCUUUUACCCACGAUAUCAGGGCUUGGUGGUGCGGCGCAGGGAAGAGCACGGCGGCGGUGGUCGAUUAGUGGUGCGGUGGUGGUGCAUCGGAGGUCUGGACAGUGGUGGUUGAAGGGUUGGGCUUCUGUAAGUUGUAAGUAGUUUAAACCCUAACUUCCUCUUCUUGAGAUGAAAAUUCGCACAUAAGGGGAUUCGAGUCAAGAACGAACCGUGAUGAAUCUUUGCAUUGUGAUUUUGGUGCGGACACGUUCAUUCUGUGAUCAAAGUAGACACAUAUACCCCAAUUUCAGAUCUCGGGGUUCUCUUGCCUAUUCUACUAUUUCAUCAGCUGUUAAUUCCAAUCAACAGGGUGCAGUACUCUACCGCUUUGCCUAGCAGCACGACGCUUAUAUUGCUUUGCUUUCUUCUCGAAUGGUGCUUUGUCCAAGGUUAUAUAAUGGAUAAGAAAACAAGGCAAGAAGUUUUGGAUGACUUGAUGUGGAAUGGGUUUAUCAAUGCAUACACAAUUUGGAUUUAUCAUGGAGAACAAUUACCUUCGUCUUCUAGGCAUAAUGAUGGGGACACCUCAUACGAGCAUAUCGACUCCAACGUAAAUAUUGAUGACAUGCACAAACUCUAAUAUGAGGGUUUUGGAAUUCAAAAUGAAAUGGGUGAACAAGCUGAUUGGGAAAAUGAGUAUCAUCGGGGCCCUAAUGAAGAGGCAAAUGAGUUUUACAAGCUUCUAGAUGAUGGAAAAACAGAUCUAUAUCCUGGGUGUUAAAACUUUACGAAGCUGUCUUUUAUAGUGAAACUAUAUUUGUUGAAAACAUAUAUAACAUAUAUAAGAUUUGUUUAAAAAUACGGAGUAAUCUAAUUAGCUCAUUAGAACUAUCUAGUGGAAGCGUGUGUGUGUAAUAUUAUAUAUAUAUAUAGUGUGUGUGUGUGUGUGUGUGUGUGUUUACAAUUUAAGAGCUAAUAUAUACCUUCUUAUUCCCUUGUUUGAAACAAAGCAAACAAAAUGAAGUAAAUCGCUCUAAGCAAACAAUGUUGCACACAACUCGGACAAUGAGUUAUGCGCAGAAGGCUGAAAAGAUGAAGUUGGAAGGAAAGGCGCCAACCUGUGCUCAACUAUUUUGCGCAACUCAUAAGAGCAAGAAGGAUGGCAAAGCUAGUGAUGAACAUGCUGCCAAAAUGAUUACACAACUAGAAGAGCUUGCUGCAACUCAGCCUUCUAACCAAGAUGAACCUUCACCCCACGAUUUUUAUGCCCAAGUUAGGGGAGAAGAAAGAAGGGGUCAUGUUUGGAUGUAUGGCUUGGGACCUACAUCAACUAGUCUCUGGGGGCCAUCUUCUAGUAAAGCGGAGCUGAUAAGGAAGACCUCACAAGCAGAGGAGGAGACACGUGUUGCUUGUGGAGAAAUGAAGGAGACAGUGGAAAAGAUGCGUGCUGAGUAUGAUGAAAAAUAUGAAGCUUUGAAUGCAAAAAUGGCUAUGAUUUUGCGUCAUAUUGAACAUCAAAAUUAUAAUGUACAGGUACCUGGCUCCGCAACUACACUUGGUGAUCCUUAAAUUUUAUUUUUGGUCAUGAAAUUUCAUCCUUGGGAAAUUUGAAGCAAGAUGAGAGAUGAAGUUGAACCAUUAAUUCUUAAGACCCUCACAUAGUCUCACUCAAAUUCUCAAUGAAAUGUUGAUGUUUUAUUUUGAAUGAUUUCCUUUUGAAGCUUUAUUAGAUUUUGGUGUUUCCUUUUGAACCUUUUAUUAGCACUUGACAUUUUGAAACAAAACUUAUAUGUUAUGGGAUGUUAUUGAAUUUGAAUGCAACUUUGUUCUA
Cornus florida is the source of this 1852-nucleotide messenger RNA. RefSeq lists its product as uncharacterized. Bases 1066 to 1590 code for a protein of 174 amino acids. The record is from RefSeq and is a predicted model, not a curated record. The transcript is spliced from 7 exons. NCBI's taxonomy places the organism in Eukaryota, Viridiplantae, Streptophyta, Magnoliopsida, Cornales, Cornaceae.